Molecule: messenger RNA, 918 nt
Organism: Trichoderma asperellum CBS 433.97
Lineage: Eukaryota; Fungi; Ascomycota; Sordariomycetes; Hypocreales; Hypocreaceae
Biological process (GO): mRNA splicing, via spliceosome; maintenance of RNA location
Cellular component (GO): nucleus
Molecular function (GO): protein binding; mRNA binding
Source: RefSeq, a predicted model, not a curated record
AUGGCUUCAAAGGAAGACCGUAGCUCCCAUAGCUCGUCGCACCGACAUCGCGAUAGACAUGAUGAUUCACCUCGCCGCGACCGUGACAAUAGCCGAGAAAGACAAAGGCGGCGCGACCGACGAAGAUCUCGAACGCCGGACGACUCUUCUCGGAGACAUCGUAGCCGUGACAGGGACCGAGAAAGAAGACGUGAUAGAGAUCGGGACCGAAGUGGCGACCGUGAAAGAAGAUCUAGACGUUCCCCCGAAGAAAGAGAGAGCCGUCGGCGUCCACGGCACAAUCGCUCCGGCGAUGACGACUCUGAGCGCGACAGCCGCGCAUUAGCUCGGCGUCAGGAUGGCCCUCCUGUCAGAAGAUCGGGACCACUGCCCUCACAGGCAGAUUCUUUUGCGGGCACAGCACAGGGAGACGGCGACCCUGAGAAGCCCAAGGAGAAGCCUAAUAUGGGAAACACAGGCCGGCUAGCGGCCUUGUCCAACUCGGUUGCCCAGGCAGACGGCACGUCAAUCGUGCUCAAGUAUCACGAGCCGGGAGAAGCACGAAAACCACCGCCGAGUGAUCACUGGAAGCUUUUUGUAUUCAAAGGCGGAGAUAUCAUCGACACUAUAGGAUUGAGUGCAAGGAGCUGCUGGCUAAUAGGACGAGAGAUGGCUGUGGUUGACCUCCUCGCGGAGCAUCCGAGUCUCAGCAAACAGCACGCUGUCAUUCAGUUCCGCUACACCGAGAAACGAAAUGAAUAUGGCGACAAAAUCGGCAAAGUAAAGCCGUAUGUGAUUGAUUUAGAGAGCGCCAAUGGAACUAUCUUGAAUGACGAAAAGAUCCCUAGCAGUAGGUAUCUCGAGUUGAGGGACAAAGACAUGCUGCUGUUUGGGCACAGUACGCGAGAAUAUGUCAUCAUGCUGGCUCCAAAGGAUUAG